Messenger RNA from Fopius arisanus, 1113 nucleotides. Its product is annotated as adenylate kinase 7-like. Bases 63 to 980 code for a protein of 305 amino acids. The record is from RefSeq and is a predicted model, not a curated record. NCBI's taxonomy places the organism in Eukaryota, Metazoa, Arthropoda, Insecta, Hymenoptera, Braconidae. The transcript has 6 exons.
GUUUCCUUUAAACUUCCUAAUUAGACUGGUGUUUUUUUUUUACUAUUAAGGGGUGUUAUUUAAUGGUUUUUUGCUUUUCAAACAGAUUACUGAGGGCGAAACUUCAAUCACCGGAGUGCAUCAAUCAGGGGUACGUGCUGGAUGGUUAUCCAAAAACCUGGAAUCAGGCACGGAAAUUGUUCAAUAACAAACUUAUUCUCAACUCAAACUCCACAUCCUCACCCCAAAUUUCGGAAAUGUUCCCCGAGUUUGUGAUGCAACUCGUGGCAACCGAUGAAUUUCUCCACAAUCGUGUACUAAAUUUACCCGAGAGUGAGAUACAGCGUACCCAUUAUAAUGUAGACAGCAUGGUGAAGCGCCUCCGGGAAUACAGGGAGACAAACACUGGAAAUGAUACGACAUUGGGAUUCUUCAUCCGGAAUGGAAUACAUCCGCUUAAUGUGGAUGUCGAGAGGGAGUUUAUGGGUAUUCUCACGAUUUUUCAAAAGUGCCUCGAGACAAUCGGACCACCGAGAAACUACGAACUUGGAGCCGAGGAACGCGCGGCAGAGGUUGUGAUCCGUGAUGUUCUGCGUACAUUGGAGAUCUCAUUUGUUGGGAGUGAAGAGGAGGAGAUGCUUCGUCAAAGGAACAUGACCCGAGAUAAACUUAUGAAAGAACGGAAAAAUAACAUGGAUAACCAACUCAAAGAGGAAGAAUAUAUAUUGAGAGGUCUCGCGGAGCCACUGCGACUCUACUUAUUCAAGCACGUAUUUCCCACAUUGAGUCAAGGUCUUUUCUCCCUCGUGCAGUCGAAGCCUCAGAAUCCCCUGGACGCUCUCGCAACGUAUUUAUUUCGCUAUAAUCCUGAGGGUAAAAUGUAUGAAAUUCUGUCUCAAUUGUCAACGAACAUCACUGGGGACUCAUGUACUGACGUCUCUGAGGAUUUUUCUGAGGAAGAAUUAAAUGACAUGGCGUUUGGCGAACUGACACCUAAAUGAUACAUAAUGUACAAUCGGAAAGCAUGAAUUACUAUAAAUUUUCACAUUGUCUAUCAGAUUUUUAUGAAAUUAGAAAAAUUAGAAGUCUUACCUGUUAUGUUUUGGAGAUCGGGAAUUAAAUCUAGAACUGAUA